Molecule: messenger RNA, 3288 nt
Organism: Oncorhynchus tshawytscha (Chinook salmon)
Lineage: Eukaryota; Metazoa; Chordata; Actinopteri; Salmoniformes; Salmonidae
Gene: adam19a
Product: ADAM metallopeptidase domain 19a
Exons: 22
Coding region: 2-3115 (1037 amino acids)
Biological process (GO): proteolysis
Molecular function (GO): metalloendopeptidase activity
Source: RefSeq, a predicted model, not a curated record
GAUGCGUGCGCCGCUCCGGAGUCAAAGCAGAGAGAGCGAGGGGAAUCAGUGCGAGCGACGAACGGGAGGACGGAUAACGGUACCGAGGACAACAGGGAUGUACAGCAAACAUAGGCAGAAAAAUGCCCAAAUAUCACCGGCACAAUGUGGACGUUCGCUUAUUAUGUUGUCUUUGCUACUACUGAAUGGCAUACUGGAAAGUGCAAACGGAGAUACCCGAGUACAAGGAGAGUUAAGGGGACAGACGGUGACAGCACAGUGGAUCUCUCCUGGACGUACCAAGAGGGAAGAUGCUGGGACUGCUGCAAAACAGGACCAGUAUCCAGACAGAGGGGAAAUAGUGCUGUCCUCCAACAACCUUGAACUGGUACUACAAGUGGAACGGAAUCAGGAGCUCCUGGGCCCAGACUUCACAGAAACCCACUACAGUGAGGAUGGGCAGCCUGUAACUGUGGCCACCAAUUACAGUGAUCACUGCUUCUACCACGGGCAUGUAAGAGGACACAUGGACUCCUGGGCCGCCCUUAGCACAUGUUCAGGAGUGAGGGGCCUGAUUGCCUUGAACUCAAAUGACACCUACUACCUUGAGCCAAUCAGAGGGCUGGACUCUCUCCAUCACUCGCUGGUCAGCGCUGACGAUCUGCCAAUCAGAGGCGGGACUUGCGGCCACGGGCAUCAGACUGGACACCCCAACCUCCUCUCCGGUCUGCUUAAACCUUUGCAUCAAAGGGUGAGACGAAAUGCCUGGGGCACUACCAAGUACAUGGAGCUGUACAUCGUGGCUGACAGUACACUGUAUAAACGACAGAAUAAGGACUACCAUAAAACCAAGAUGAGGAUAAUGGAGAUUGCCAAUUAUGUUGAUAAGUUCUACAGGGCUCUGAACAUCCGGGUGCCUCUGAUUGGCCUGGAGGUAUGGAAGGAGAGGGAUGAGUGCAUCAUUACAGAGGAACCCAACACCACACUCUGGUCCUUCCUACAGUGGAGACAGAAGCUUAAGUCCCGCAAGAAGCACGACAACGCACAGCUACUGACGGGAGUGAUAUUUAAAGGGACCACCAUAGGGAUGGCACCGUUGGAGGGGAUGUGUAGUCUGGAGAACUCUGGAGGCAUCAAUGUGGACCAUUCGGAUUUAUCCAUCGGAGCUGCCGCCACCAUGGCCCACGAAAUCGGACAUAAUUUUGGGAUGAGCCACGACCACGAGGGCUGCUGUGUGGAGGCGACUGCGGAGCAAGGGGGCUGCGUGAUGGCUGCUGCCACCGGGCAUCCAUUUCCCCGGGUGUUCAGCCGCUGCAGUAAGCUGGACCUGGACAACUACUUCCAGAAGGGAGGAGGGAUGUGCCUCUUCAACAUGCCCGACAUGAAGGACCUGGUCGGGGGCAAGAGGUGCGGCAACGGCUUCGUGGAGGACGGAGAAGAGUGCGACUGCGGAGAGCCAGAGGAGUGCAGUAAUGACUGCUGCAACGCCAACAACUGCAGUCUGAAGGCAGAGGCUCAGUGCGCCCACGGGGUGUGUUGUGAGGGCUGUAAGCUGAAGCAGGCAGGUACCAUGUGUCGUGGUCCUGCAGGAGCGUGCGACCUGCCAGAGUACUGCACUGGUGGCUCUCCCUACUGCCCGUCCAACGUUUACCUGCUGGAUGGAUCCUCCUGCCAGUAUGGUCACGCCUACUGCUACAACGGCAUGUGUCUGACCCACGAACAGCAGUGUCUGCAGCUGUGGGGUUAUGGUGCCCGGCCAGCGCACGACGCCUGCUUUCAAGACGUCAACGCAGCAGGGAACGCGUUUGGAAACUGUGGGAAAGACGGUCAGGGAAACUACAUGAAGUGCGAAAAAAGGUUUGAGUGGGAAACAAUGUCCUCUUGUAAACCUACAAUAACACGGCAUAGUAGUUCCAAUUCAACUACAAUCAUCUUUGUGUUACUGCAGGUGUGUAGGGACCGCCGGUGCCAAAACGCCUCUUUCACCGAGCUGGAGGGCUGCAUCGCUCGCUGUCAUGGCCAUGGGGUGUGCAACAGCAAUGGCAACUGUCACUGUAACCGAGGGUGGGCACCUCCCUUCUGUGAGAAGCUUGGUCUGGGAGGCAGUGUGGACAGUGGGCCUGUCCAGUACCACAGUCAGCUGGGCUUGGUGUUGGGUCUUCUGUUUGUCUUCCUGGUUCUCCUACCUGGGAUCCUCAUCACCUUCUACUGCUAUAAGAUCAAGAGCUCCUACUACCACAAGUGGCUCUCCCAGAGAGACAAGAACAACAAGGCUAACAGACUUGAAGGCUCCAUGGAGAAGGGUAAGAAUGGACACCUCAACCCGGCGUUUCAUCUGAAGGUGGUGGGGCCGGCAAACAAAGGAAACAGUCACAAGGGGCUCCCUCACACCAGCAAAGAGGUGCUGCCUCUCCGGCCGGGCCCCACCCCUAACGGCACUCAGCCUGUCAACAUUGUGCGUCCCCUAAGGCCCGCCCCCUCGCCGCACAACACACCACGGCGCUUCAAGGUGGCCCACCCACCUUUACUUGUCAGCAAGCAACCCGGGGCCCUGCCGAAAUCCCCCGCUCCCCCUCAAAAACUUACGCCACCCAAGAAACCACUUCCCCUCAACCCAACACGAUCACCACUGGUAUCCAACCCAUCACGAUCACCACUGGUAUCCAACCCAACACGAUCACCACUGGUAUCCAACCCAACACGAUCACCACUGGUAUCCAACCCAACACGAUCACCACUGGUAUCCAACCCAACACGAUCACCACUGGUAUCCAACCCAACACGAUCACCACUGGUAUCCAACCCAACACGAUCACCACUGGUAUCCAACCCAACACGAUCACCACUGGUAUCCAACCCAACACGAUCACCACUGUUGGUGUCAGAGCUGCAGCCCAGACACUCCCCCUCUCCUCCUCAGAGGCCCCUGCCCCUCAGCCCCGCCAGAGGGGUGGUGUUACCCGUGAGCCCAGCGAGGGCGAUUCCUCCCAAACCCUCCAAUGGGCUGCUGGUGAUGAUGCCCCCUGCCGUCGGCCCCAAACCAGUGGGCAAGCUGUCCGUCAUCCCUCCUCUCAAAGCACUCCGACUGGUCCCAGGAGCGAAACCAAACACAGUCUCCUCGCCUUUCCGAAAAUGACCCUGGGACCCGAGCCUUCCCUUUCCGAGAGGAGCCUAUCAGGAGCCAGCAGUCAGUCAGCAACAGUCAGCCUAUUUGCACUACAGCGACCUUGUUGGAGGGCUGGUACAAGACAGGUGUUGACCAACAGUAAUAGCUAGGGGGCAAGGCAGAGGCUGAUGGAGGGGGAAAGA